This is a messenger RNA of Tribolium madens (black flour beetle), 3250 nucleotides long. RefSeq names its product sodium/potassium-transporting ATPase subunit alpha-like. Bases 185 to 3214 code for a protein of 1009 amino acids. Gene Ontology annotation, biological process: proton transmembrane transport; sodium ion export across plasma membrane; intracellular sodium ion homeostasis. NCBI's taxonomy places the organism in Eukaryota, Metazoa, Arthropoda, Insecta, Coleoptera, Tenebrionidae. Gene Ontology annotation, cellular component: membrane. Gene Ontology annotation, molecular function: ATP hydrolysis activity; P-type sodium:potassium-exchanging transporter activity; ATP binding. The record is from RefSeq and is a predicted model, not a curated record. The transcript has 10 exons.
UCUAUUCGAAGCGCGUAAGCUCGAAUUCAGCGUCGCUGAAAAAUUUACUUUUUCACAAAUUUAGCAUAAUGUCUGUAAUAGCGCGUGCCUUGAGUUAACACUUUCUAAUUAAAUUAAGAUGGUUGGCUGACAGUUCCUCGGUUUUAUUUAUUUUUUUUAUUAAAAUAAUUUGUGGUUUGUGAAAAUGUCGACGCUGUUUAAGAAGAAAUUCGAAAGGAAAAAAUCUCUAUCGAGGAAAGAGAUAAGUCUUGCGCGCCUCGAAAAUUUCAGGAGGGAAGUUAUAACAGACACCCAUUCGGCUGCCUUAAGUGAUUUGUGUCGACGGCUCGAAACCGAUCGCGAAAACGGCUUAAGCCCCGAAAAGGCAGCGGAAAUCCUCGCCAAAACUGGACCAAAUACUCUGACACCUUCUACAAAAACUCCGGAAAUUAUCAAAUUCAUACGAACUCUAACGCAUGGCUUCUCGCUGUUGCUAUGGAUUGGAGCUUUUUUGUGCUUCACGGCUGUUAUCAUUCGAAUGAUUACCACACAUGAAACGGAUUCAGACAAUUUGAUCUUGGGAUGUGUUCUGGUCACUGUGGUGGUGGUCACAGGAUGUUUCAUGUAUUUUCAGGAACACAAAAGUCAAAAGAUAAUGGAGUCUUUCGCCAACAUGGUCCCUCCCAAAGCCACGGUGAUCCGUGGCGGCGAGACCAUGACCAUAAUGUCCAAAGACUUGGUCGUCGGUGACUUAGUCGAACUCAAAUUUGGCGAUCGCAUACCUGCCGACAUCCGCAUAAUCCACAGUCAAGGUUUCAAAGUUGAUAACUCAGCCCUCACUGGCGAAUCAGAGCCCCAAUACAGAGGCAGCGAAUGCACCAGCGACAACAUCCUCGAAACCAAAAACUUCACUUUCUUCUCAACAAACGCGGUCGAAGGCACUGCGAGAGGCAUCGUAGCGGCUUGUGGCGACCAAACUGUUAUGGGACGCAUUGCAGGCCUCACUGCAAGACUCCAACCCAACAAAACCCCAAUCGCUCGCGAAUUGGAACAUUUUAUGAAAAUCAUAAGUGUUUGGGCGUGUUUCUUGGGGAUUGUGUUUGGAGGGGCUGCUUUAGCGAUGGAUUAUUCCUGGAUUGAAGCCUCACUAUUUUUGAUUGGGAUUAUAGUAGCGAAUGUGCCGGAGGGGCUUUUGGCCACUGUCACUGUAUGUUUGUCGGUGACGGCGAAAAAAAUGGCGGCGAAAAAUUGUUUGGUCAAGAAUUUGGAAGCUGUGGAGACUCUAGGGUCGACUUCUGUGAUUUGUUCGGAUAAAACAGGAACUUUGACUCAGAAUAAAAUGACUGUUUGUCAUUUCUGGGUUGAUAAUAAGAUCAUUCACGCUGACUCUACCAUUAAACAAGAGGAAGCGAAAGACUAUACCGGGAAUGAAGGUUUUAAAGUGUUGAUGCGUUGUGCCACUCUUUGUAAUCGAGCUGAAUUCGUCCACGGUGAGGAAAACAAACCAGUACACAUGAGGCAAGUCAGAGGAGACGCUUCGGAGGAAGCCAUCUUGAAAUUCGUAGAAUUGACACAAAUCGAAGAUUCGCCGUCCAAAUUUAGACACAAUAAUCCCAAACUUUUGGAAAUCCCAUUUAGUUCCACUACCAAGUACCAAAUUUCGAUCCAUGGGCUAGAAAAUGGACGUUGUUUGAUAGUCAUGAAAGGGGCCCCUGAGCGAAUUUUAGCCCGUUGUACUAAUAUUUUUCUCAAUAAUGAAACAAAAAUUCUCACGGAUGAUUUGAGACGGAUUUGUGACAAGGCUUGUACGAAAAUGGCCGAAAAAGGGGAACGGGUUUUGGGAUUUUGUGAUUUGUUACUUGAUCCUAGUUACACCAAAGAUUAUCAGUUUUGUGCAGAACCUCCGAAUUUUCCUCGUCGUGAGAUGAGAUUCAUCGGGUUUAUGUCUUUGAUUGAUCCUCCGAGACCACAAGUGCCUGAUGCGGUCGAAAGAUGUAAAACUGCUGGAAUCAAAGUCAUAAUGGUGACAGGUGACCAUCCGAUAACGGCGAAAGCAAUAGCCCGUCAAGUUGGCAUAAUCCAAGCCAAGGAAACCAUCGAUGCCUUCAACAUCAACAUUAUUGAAACCAUCCCAACCUUCAAGGACAAGGCUAUAGUGAUCCAUGGUUCGACACUUCGAGAUAUGACAAACGACGAAUUGGAUCACGUAUUGCAAAACUACAGAGAAAUCGUCUUUGCUCGAACUUCCCCGACACAAAAACUCCAAAUCGUUGAGGGUUGUCAGCGACUUGGCGAAAUUGUUGCGGUGACUGGUGAUGGUGUCAAUGACGCUCCCGCGUUGAAAAAGGCGGAUAUUGGAAUUGCCAUGGGUAUUUCCGGGUCAGAAGUGUCCCAACAAUCCGCCGAUAUGAUCCUCUUAGACGACAAUUUCGCGUCGAUCAUCACCGGAGUCGAAGAAGGUCGGAAAAUUUUCGACAACUUGAAAAAAUCUAUCGCUUACACUUUAGCCUCAAAUGUCCCCGAAAUUUUACCGUUUUUGGCUUUCGUACUUGGAAACAUUCCUUUACCUUUGGGUGUCAUGGCUAUUCUAUGUAUCGAUCUCUUAACUGACAUGUUACCGGCCAUAAGUUUAGCAUACGAAAAAGCCGAAAGUGACAUUAUGCAAAGGCCCCCAAGGAACCCAAAAACUGACAAUCUUGUUACCCGAAAAUUGUACUUCUUGGCUUACGGUCACAUCGGAAUUGUCGAAGCGACCUGUGGUUUUUUCAUCUAUUUUGCCAUUAUGGCCGAACAUGGAUUCAUGCCGUUGCAACUUUUCGGUUUGCGACAAAAAUGGGAUUCGGAGAAUUGUAACGACUUGGUCGAUUCUUACGGUCAGGAGUGGUCGUAUCAACGCAGAAAAGAAUUGGAAUACACGUGUUAUACGGCUUUUAUGAUAAGUGUGGUAGUAACGCAAUGGGCCGACUUGAUCAUUUGUAAAACACGAAUUAAUUCGAUUUUUCAUCAAGGUAUGGGCAAUAUGGUUUUAAAUGCAAGCUUGGUGGUCGAAACCGUGGUGGCGUGUAUGUUGUCCUACCUCCCCGAUAUGAAUUAUUUGAAGUUUUAUCCGGUCAUGUUCAGAUGGUGGUGCUAUUCGUUACCUUUUGCCUUAUUUAUAAUAAUUUUUGACGAAUUGCGGAAAUUGCACAUGAGAAAAUAUCCAAAUGGCUGGUAUAAGCAAGAAACUUACUAUUAAUUAUUUAUAAAUACAGAUAAUAAAUAUUUAUUUAUU